AGCAGGCGCUGGAGUCAGUCCAUCCCUAAAAGCAGACAGAAAGGCUGCAAUCAAGCCAAGGAAAGCAUUAUCCACGGCCCGGGCACUGGGGAGAAAGCGGGAGCAGAGCAGAGCUGCCGGAGCACCGAGCCUGCGAGCCCACGGCAGGCAGCAGCCACUGCAGGGAAAGCAGCAGGCGACAGAGCUGCAACCCCUCUGAUUAAGACAGGGACUUCUUUCGGGUGGAGGAAACCCAGGGCAGAGAGCGUGAACAGCUGGUGCAAUGACAGGCAGAAACUGAAGAGCAUUUGGAGCUUUCUGUUCUAACAGAUUGUUUCCUCUAGCUGAGCAACAGACACACCAAGAAACAUGCCUGAGCAAAGCAAUGAUUACAGGGUUGUUGUAUUUGGAGCUGGAGGAGUGGGCAAAAGUUCUUUGGUCUUGAGAUUUGUGAAGGGUACUUUCAGAGAGAGCUACAUCCCUACAGUUGAAGACACCUAUCGGCAGGUGAUCAGCUGUGAUAAGAGCAUAUGCACUUUGCAGAUAACUGACACUACAGGGAGCCAUCAAUUUCCAGCCAUGCAACGUCUUUCUAUCUCUAAAGGACAUGCUUUCAUUUUGGUCUACUCUAUCACUAGCCGACAGUCCUUGGAGGAACUCAAACCAAUCUAUGAACAGAUAUGUCAGAUUAAAGGAGAUAUAGAAAGUAUUCCAAUAAUGCUGGUGGGGAACAAAAAUGAUGAGAACCAAAGUCGAGAGGUGGACAGCAGUGAAGGAGAAGCCAUGGCUAAGAAGUGGAAAUGUGCUUUCAUGGAAACGUCUGCCAAGCUGAACCACAACGUGAAAGAGUUAUUCCAAGAGCUACUAAACUUAGAGAAACGCAGGACUGUGAGUUUACAAAUUGAUGGCAAAAAAAGCAAGCAGCAGAAGAGGAAAGAGAAGCUGAAAGGCAAAUGUGUGGUGAUGUGAAAUUGCAUUGUCAGGAAUCAGCCAUGCAGUCUCACCUAUCUGACAAUAUUCAUGUAAAACCUAUAGACAGCAAACAACCAUACCUAUUUAUUAGUAUCUGUUUUAAAAGAAAUAUCUGGAAUUUGGAAAAAUGAGUUACUGUGGUUACUGUGAAAAAGCCAACAAUUAAAAAACCAUGUACUACAGCUAUCAGUGAAAAAAAAACGAGGAAGUAAAAGAUGGGCCAGUAUGUCUAAUUUUGCAAUUUACAGAAGAAAGGAAAUUUCAUCCUUAGCAUAAUGUGGCAGAUUUGGGAAGACAACAUCAUAUUAUUUACAUUUGCAUAUAACAGCAAGAGAAGGCAAUGUAUAAUGUUAGUAAAAAAGCAAAGUGGCCAUGAAAGAACCUAGAACGUAUACAGGCACGGUGGAUGGUCUAACACGCCUUUUAAGAAUGCAGUGGACAAACAUUUCUGUGCAAUGUUCAUUGCUGAUUGGUGGGGCAGUGUGCAUAAGAUAGUCUAGAUCCACCAAAUAAACAAACUCUUUCACACUAAAAGGGCGUGGGGGGGUAGCACAGUUAAAAGGAACAGAUGAUCUCUGUACCCUCCCAGCAUAAGAUUUCUUUUGGGUAUGAUGCAGUGUUUGAACUGAAGGAUGAGGAAAACAUCAGCCCCUGUAGGAGAGAUUGAAAUGAUCUCCUUUCUGAACCCAUUGCUUCUGGUCCCAAAAUAUUUCAGGAGAGCAGAUUUUCCUGUGGAGAAUGUCAGAAUGUAUAAAAAUAUUAUACAUAAACAAACAGAAAGUUUCUUUAGGGAAGACUAGGGAGUUCCCUACAAAAGCCUCUUUGGGAAAGGCGCAGUUCAAACGCUAGUGGUGGUUAAAUGAAUGUGGUAUGUGGUCCAUUCAUUAGUGAACGAAUGGAAAGUCUGUUGAACUGGUGAUACACUGGGAGGGGUUUGUGUAGUAUAUAACACUUUUAUUCAAAUUACCAAAUUGGCUGAGUGAAACUUCUUUACAUUACUAUGUUGCAAUUUUGCGUUGAUGCAAUUUCCUAUGUGAUUUAUUGCCUUUAUAUUGUAUGAAGGGUUUUAUAUUUAUGAUUUAAACUCAUUAUUUGAACAACUGUGACUAUUUAUAGGACCAAAUCCUAUAUUUGGUUCUAGGGCACACAAGCGUCUCUUAAAACUUGCUGGAAUAAAUACUACAGGAUUUGGCAUAUUAAGAGUUCUAGUCAGUACUGCGUUACAAUGCAAUACAAAGUUCAGAAGAGAAAAAAAUAUGGUUUCAACCACUUUGUCAGGGGAAACUGCUCUUCUCAAAACCUUUGAAAAGUGAAAAAGUGUAUAAUAUGUGAGCUUUUCUGGACCUCUCCAAAGCUUUUAAAAAAGCUAAUAUGAAUGAGUAAAGUGUGUGUCAUACUGAUAACAAAGACCAUCUAAGACAAAAGAAGCACAUACAUUUUUUAAAGGACACAUCGAAUCAAAUAAGCUAUGUUUUGCACUUUAGGAACUGCUUUGAAAUAUUAAAAAGAAUGACCAUAUUUUUGGUAUGUUUAUGUCAAAAUCAUACUAUGAGGAAAUGCAGUCAAGUACUACUAUUAUUAGUAUGCAUGCUGUGGCAUUAUAAAUAUCUUAUAGGGGCUGUUAAAAUGCAGUAUUGCAUUAAAAAUCAUUACCUCGUUGCUCUCAGAGCUAUUGUUUGCUUCCCUUCCAUCUUUCCCUUCCACAAAAGUGCAAACAUGUCACAGGUAGAGUGACAGUAUUCAUUUCUUUGAGCAAAAAUUGCUAUUAGCAGUGUCUACAAAGAAGCACAACUUUUGUCAUUCACUCAGAAAAAAAUCUCUCACUAUUAAAACCAAGCGUAAAUCUCCUACUUAUCCUAAUGAAGGCAGAAUUUUGUGGGUUUACUUCAUGGUAUUAAAAGAGAAAACUGGAGAGAGCAUGAAAAAAAGGCUCUUUCUUAGCAAUAGCUGGCUAUUAUAUGAUGAUUUUUCUCCAUAAAUCUCAAAGCACUUUACAAAAAGGACAGCAUCAUUACCUUAACUUACCAGGUAGUGAAGUUGAAAUUCAAAGAGAGGAAGCAACUGCACGUAGGUUACCCAGCAGGCUAGUGGCAGACCUGGGAACAAAAGCAGAUCUCCUCAGUCCCGGUCCAGUGCUUGGUCUGCAUUUGGUAAGACUGUCUCUUCACAUUCUUAAAGAGUUUUUAAAACACAUAAAGAAACCUAAUAUGGCACAAGAAAAGUCUAUCUUUUUCUUGUCUGUCUGUCAAUGGAUCAAACAGUAUUUUCAGGUCAUGGACAUGAAGUAUUUAAAGGCACUAUGUUUAGUAAGACUUUUGUAUAUGUAUAUACAUCUACUUUGUAAGCAAAUGGCUCACUAACAAAACUGGAAAAUCAAAAGAAUGAUCACACUUACAGAGUAUUGGGUCACAUAGAGAGGCCAGCAGUACGGAGUCUCUUACUGAUGUUAACUAACAUGCCGAUGCCAAAGGUCAUCAUGCAUGGCACACACCUAAACAGCCAGCACGGAAUAAUGAUAGAAAUUCAAAGAAAAAGUGCUUUAUAAAGACAAAGAUCCUUUUAACAUUAUUACUUUAGCCAGUGGAAUUAUUUCGAUAGUAAGUAAUGUUACAGAAGUACAAAAUAGGGGAUCUGAAUUAGACUGAAAAGGUUAUGACUGCAAGGAUAUUACAGGCUAAAAUUUGGCCCUGGACUUUUUUUAAUUGUGCCUCAGCAAGAAAAGAAUAAUUGUAUAGCAAAGGUGGUAAUAGAAACAAGUAGCUGCCAGAGGACCAUUUCCUUUAAUUCCCCAAGGAUUCCUCACCUGCUACAUAAUAAGCCAUCAAUUAUUUCAUGGACUUGUUUGUAUCAAAGCAAGGCCAGUACAGAAGCAAUAUUACUCAUGGACCACAGACUCAAAAGAGAACAUAUUUUAUACCCUUGCAUUGCCAUUCCAGUUUCUACUACUAGAUUUUACAUAUCUUACCUAAUUGUAAGCUAGUUUAAAACAUUUGUUUUCCUAUUACUUAUACGAAAUUUAUUUAAUACAGGGAAAAAAAAUGAGGUAAAUAAAAAAAAUAUAUAGCUUUAUUACAUUUUGUGUUUUGUUUGGGAAUGUGCUAUCAAUAUAACAAACUCUUUAAAAUGUACAAAAAAUUAUGAUAUAUUUAAACCUGUAAGAUAUACAGUGAAUUUUAGCACCCAGAAAACAUGAUAUAGAUGAAAUGACUCUUUACAAUGCAUGACUUUUAUAUGUAUAUAUAAAAUAUUAAGGUAUAUAGUUAUCAUGAAAAUUGUUGUUGCGAUUUCAUUAGCAAGUAUUUUAUUCAAAAACUCUGGAUAUGAAGUAAUUUGUGCCUACAGGUUUCUAUGGCUUUGGUGAUGUUCUGAAUAUACAAAAUAAAGUUUUAAAUGGAAACACAA
Messenger RNA from Calidris pugnax (ruff), 4353 nucleotides. RefSeq names its product DIRAS family, GTP-binding RAS-like 2 (gene DIRAS2). The coding region runs from base 349 to 948 and encodes 199 amino acids. Gene Ontology annotation, biological process: signal transduction. Gene Ontology annotation, molecular function: GTP binding; GDP binding; GTPase activity. The record is from RefSeq and is a predicted model, not a curated record. NCBI's taxonomy places the organism in Eukaryota, Metazoa, Chordata, Aves, Charadriiformes, Scolopacidae. Gene Ontology annotation, cellular component: plasma membrane. The transcript has 2 exons.